CGAAGAGUCAGUCCGAUAAGACGUCACGAUGAAGGUCGCCGCCGCUCUGUCUUUCGCCGCCAUGUUGGUUGUUGUCGCCGCUCUUCCGCCUCCCUAUGGACCCGGAGGCGCCGGCCCUGCAGCAGGGUCUUUCAUGCCCUCGCCGGCCAUGAUCCAGUCCUUCAUCCCGACGCCCGAGGAGAUCAACGCCCUCGCGGCCAUUCCUCCAGCUCCUGGAGCCUUCGGAGCCUUCGGAGCCCCUGGAGCGUUCGGUGCCCCUGCCUUCGGUCCCGGGCCAGUGGCUCCUCCAACCUUGCCUCCUGCAGUGGCACAAAUGGUCAAGAAGUACCAGGCUGCUGCUGCUGCCUUCAUGCCCCCUGCCCCCGCCGCUGCCCCCGGAGCAGCCUGAAUUCAUUCUUGAUUAAGAUUUAAAUCGAUGGAGGUGUAUGUCUUGAGCCAAUAAAAUCAAAUUUAGCA
Penaeus vannamei (Pacific white shrimp) is the source of this 456-nucleotide messenger RNA. RefSeq lists its product as uncharacterized. Lineage: Eukaryota; Metazoa; Arthropoda; Malacostraca; Decapoda; Penaeidae. The record is from RefSeq and is a predicted model, not a curated record.